This is a messenger RNA of Paramuricea clavata, 8534 nucleotides long. Lineage: Eukaryota; Metazoa; Cnidaria; Anthozoa; Malacalcyonacea; Plexauridae. The record is from the annotation of a GenBank genome assembly.
UGUUUAUUUAGGCUCAGCCAAAACGUCUUGUAGAUCAUCUUGUAGAAGACCACUCAGUCGUUGAUCCAACUUUCGUCGAAGACUUUUUACUGACUUACAGAACGUUCUUUAAUGAGCCAACUGACAUUUGUUCACAGCUUUUGGAUUGGUUUGAUAUUCCUGACCUCAGAGAUAAGGUAAAAAAAUACGAUAUAAUUGUACAUUUCGAAUCUAAAUUUGUAAAAUUGUACAUUUCGAAUGUAAAUGUGUUUCCUCAUUAGCAGUAGACAAUUUACAAGAUGUCUUGAUUACAUCCUGCUGAAAACGAAUCAAAUUUAAAUUCGACAUGUACAGUUUUUAAGAAUUGAUUACUAUAUUAAGUCAAGAGGCAAUUAUUUUCUAAAUUCUCGUAUUUCACGAUGAAAAGUGUUCAAAGCCUAAAAUCUUUUUGGCAUUCCUCUCAAAAUAUGUUGUUUUAGCUCUAUUUUGUAGUUUACACAGUUAGCAACCUUUUUAAAUGUAUCUGGCGGUUGAGAAACACAAAACAAUAGUUAAAUAUUGUCAAUUUAAAUACAAUUAUUGUAAAAUUGACGCCAUAUACAUAUAUAUUUAUACAGCAAUAUAAGCAAAACUUACUGAACUUGAGAGUUGAGACAUCAUUUUCUCUUUGGCGUGCCAUCUAAAAUCUCUUCAUUUUAGAAUAAUUUUACACAUAAGGCCUAAACAUACUUUUUAAGUUUGUUUGCCGUUUGAGAAACGUAUAAAAAAUUUAAGAAAAUGAAUAUAGUCAUAAUCAAGUGGAAAAGAACAUUAGUUUUGAGCGCGUGUUACGUAACAUACUAGACUUUCCAAAGUCCUUUCCAGAUCCCUCUAUGGCGCGCUUCACUUCCUCUGUGGAAAGGACUUUUGUCACUUGCAGCGCGCCAAAUAUCACCGGUGGAAAAAUCCACCGGUGACGUCAUUGUUUACAUUGAAGGCCGAAGCGGUUUAAAUUCUCAGGCUUUUUUGUUGAACAAGCAUUUAUUAUUGAAGAAAACAGAGUAAACAAUGUAAAUACAAUUUUGUAGAACACAAAAACCAUGUGAAAAUACACAAACGGCAAACAUUAAUACAUUGAUUAUGAGUACAUGCAGCCUACAGGGUGUAGAAAUAAACUUUAAUACUGUCACCGAAAAUGCAUGCGUCUGAUGAUUCUAAAAUUUCCUCACUACUUUCGGGUUUAGUUUGGGUUUCUUGAUCUCGAUUACUGAUUAUUACAAAUUCGUUUGUUGAGAAAACAGGAUUUACUGGAUUUUGAACUCUAGCGAUGUCUUCUCGUAAUCUCGUUGAUCACAAUCGGCGCCUCUCUGCUUCUUGGUUACAGUUGCCUGAUUCUUUUCAAUUAGAUUAACUUCUACUACGUUAAAUCGCUCGCGAACUUGAUCAACUUUCUUUACUAAGUCUAAUAAAUUACUAUUCUUAUCGACACAAUUACGGCACACAUUGUUAGACAAAACAACAGUCUAGAUUCAAUAGGUUUUUACAUGCACUUGUUUUUGUUGAUACAUUAACAGCUUUCGGCGCUUACUUGGGUCAGUUAUUUCGUUUCCACACUCGGUGCAAACUGUCUCAUUCGAGGACAAAGAAAUAUCAAUUCUUGAGAAUGUUUUUGUAGACCCAUUGACGGCGCGUGUUGAAGCAAUUGUAUGAAAUGUACACACCCUUUUUAAUAUGUCAAAAUUAUUCGCGCCAAAAUUUUUAAUGCGAUUUAAAUUCCUGCAAGCGACACAAGUCGACCACUCGCGACUUCGUCGCUCGGGUCGCGCGCUCCCUCCCCGCGUUCUCCCUCCCCCAUGGUCGACUUGUGGCAAGUCUAGUAACAUACGUACAAAAGAACAACUUUAAUUUUGAUAAUUUUUCCAAUAUAAUAUUUUAUGAAUUAUUUUCACAAUUUUUGAAAACUUACCGUUUUAAAUAAGGCGCCUUUUCCAGUUUGUUGAGUUCUUUUCGUAGUUAUUCCUUACUUUUUGUGACUUUUGAGAUCAAUGAAUGCAUUUCAGUUAAAUUAUCGUUUCUUUGCGCAGGUAACCCGAGUGAUGUUGCUGUGGGUUAUCAAUCAUUUCAACAGCGAUUUUGAAGACAGUCCAUCAAUGGAAAAACAUCUGGAUAGAUUUGAGAAGGGGCUCGAGAAACAUGUAAGAAUUGUGAAAUUUUAAUACUGCUCAAAAAUCUGCCAGCCUGGAAACCUAAACUAAACUAUCUUUAUUUAUACUGGAUAGCUCUAUCAGUUCUGAACUGUUCUCCCUAGAGAUUCAGUAAGGAUCAUCUCUUAUUGAUCCAGUGUUACUACAGGCAGAAACUUAAACUAAACCAACUUCAUUUACACUAGAUAGCUCUAUCAGUUCUAAAUUGUUUUCCCAUAGAGGUCCAGUAAAGGCCACCUUUUAUUGACACGGUGUUACUACAGGUGAAACCUAAACUAAACAAACUGUAUUUAUACUGGAUAGCUUUAUCAGUUCUAAACUGUUCUCCCUAGAGAUUCAGUAAGGAUCAUCUCUUAUUGAUCCAGCGUUACUAGGGGAUGCUCUCCCUAGAGGUCCAGUAUAAGAAUUUUCCCAUAUUGGACCAGUGUUACUACAGGAGGAAACCUAAACUAAACCACUUCGUUUCUAUUGGAUGACUGUAUCAGUUCUAAAAUGCGCUCGCCACAGAGGUCCAGUAAGAAUCAUCUAUUAUUGAUCCAGUGUUACUACACUACAGAAGAAAACUUGCGUCGAAAAUGGAACCACUCUUAACACAUAUCAAUAUCACUAAUAAUAUUUUUGUUUAUUCGUUUGUUUCAGUCCAUGGUUGGUCAACUACGUUUACUACAUAUUGCUUGCUCAUCCAAGGCCAGAGUACGGAAAGUAACGCUGGUAAGUUGACAUUCGAGACAGGGGCGUGAAUCCUGGGGGGGUGACACCCCCCUAAUGUUUGAGAAAAGCAAUUUUGUAGGGCAAAUUUAGCAAAUAAUCAAUAAUUUGUCGGGCAAAAUACAUUCAAUUCAUGUUGAGUAGGAACAAAAUCAUAGCAGUCUAGUUCCACCAAUUUUAAAGAUUUCGCUCAAAGUGUGUAUGACAUGGCGUUUUAGAGACUGUAAAUUUCACAAUUUUCUUGGGAAGCAUGCCCCCAUAUCCCCUAUAUAGGAGUCUCGUGUCUUUCGAGCAAAAAUUAUUGUAGACCUGCAUGGGACUGGGAUUGGUUGCAACCAUUCACGUGUGUGUGCUAAUCAUCCUUACUUGCAGCUAAGAACUAAGCUGAAUUGCGAAGGACGCAGCUCAACCUGCUCGAGAGUCAAAGGCUUUCUAUGGGCGCCGAUCACGGAGCACAGCUACGGUGGGAGGGUCAGUUAAGGGUUAAUUUCAACCCACCCUGUCAAUAUUCCCUGUGGGAGAAAACCCACGACUCUCGGUAGAGCGUUGACUGACUCUUCUCACAUCAGUUUCAUGAGUCUGCAACGAGAUCUAAGAGGUGAAAGGCGCUUGUCUGACGCCUUGUGAUGUAGUUUCCGAUUACGAAUCUCUUUCUACUACAAGAUUUAAAAUUUUAAUUUAUAACUAUUUCAAGAAUUUGGAAGAUUGCAAUUAGCCUUUCACGCCGCCAUUUUUGGGUGGCAUUUCAGCCGAAGACUGCGAGAUAAGUCCACAUAACAGCGACUUUUUAUAAUUUUUAGGACAAAUGAUGAUAAAUUUGCUUUGUAAAUGCUUAGUUUAUUUUGAAAAGUUGCUUUUCACAUUGUUUUAAUUGUCUGCAUUGGUUAACGAGAAUUAGAUGCCAUCCAAAAAUGGCGGAUAUAUAUUCGUCAUCGUGAGAAAGGCUAAUUGACAAUAUCUUCAAGACAAUAUAAGUCAUUUCAUGACACUUGUUUGAGUUUUGGAGUGCGGGCCUGUGCAUAUAUCGACUUAUAAAACUUGCAUGAUUGUUUUGUUUGCAUGUGUAUAUAUUUUUUAGUAUUUUUUUAGAAUUAAAAUUUUUGUAAAUAGAAACGGUCCCUUGAAAAUCAGACUUACUGAAGGGUUACCGUUUUAAAAUAUGUGUAAAUAAAUAAAUUAAUUAAUUAAUAUACUCUCUAUAACUCAACGUUUUUAUUUAUUUAGGCUCAUCCAUCCAAAGAUUCGUCGUUAAAUUUUUCAAUCACCGGAGGAAAAGACAGAGGCUUCGGUAUCUUUAUUGCUAAAGUAAGAAGAUGUUUUGCCAUAAAUUAUUAUUUACACCCGAAUAAUAAAACUCGUAUGCUAAACAGCUUUUUCUCUGUCUAAAUUUGCUGUUUGAAACAGGUGAAAAAAGGCUCAAAGAUCGAACAAGCAGGACUACGAAGAGGCGAUCAGGUAAAACAAAGUGUUUUGAAUCACUAUAUUCAUGUUUUAUGUAUUUAUUCUUUUUGGAAGGUUUCAGAAAGCGUUAAGGGGCAACGAAUGUUGGCCAUCUUGAAUACAAUCUUGACACAAAGAAGUCUUGAGCAAGAAAAUGAAUCAAUUUCACUUCAAUUUUAUUGUCUCUUAAAACUCUAAAUGCGUAACUAUUUAAAAGAAUUAGACUACUAUCGUUCACUACGAUGGAGGGAAAUCAUGCUGGCACAUUUUAUGUCUAUAUUCACACCAAGCCGUUAGAUUUUCAAUACGGUUUCGCAAAACGAGCUCAAAUAGUGAAAAUAUGUAAAAAAAUAAUAAAAUGCUUUUAAGUAAAAAAUGUUAAAGUCAUGAAGUCGCAAAGCGCUCCGUUUCCAUCUCGCUCCGUUUAUAAUAAUAAUAAUGAGAAAAAAACCGUGCCCAAAUUCUUGCGACAAAAGUUCUUUCCGAACAAUUACGACUUCUCACGGCUAAUUGUGACUUUCCGCGGCGUUUUCAAACCACUCCAAGCUGGUGUGAACGUACUCUUAAAAGCAUAUUUCUCGUUGUGAUAACUGUGCCUUUGUGUUUUAAGAGUAAAAUUGUUGUUGUUUUUUUUUAGAUACUGGAAGUGAACGGUCAGAAUUUUGAAAACAUGACGCUCGCAAAGGUGAGUGUUAUGCAAAGUGCUUUAACAGUUAUUUUCGGGGCACACUUAGGCCUGUUUCAGACGGCGUACUCUUCAUGUGCCGAACUUAAUUGUAUUAGAUGCGACACAAGAACGGCAGUGAUUCAAACGGCGUACCAAAUACUAUGUUAUUGACAAGGUUAGGGCGCAUUCGCCAGCGAAACCUCAAUAAAAUUCAAAAUAAAUAAGUUUAUUUUUAGACUAAAGUUGAGUUAAGUUUGGCACAUGAGUGGAGCGGCGUAUGAAUCAACGUCGCUCCAACGUCGCAUAAUGCGACAAGCUCUGCCGAACUUGUGUCGAACUUUUGCCGCUCCAAAUUCUGCCGUACUUAAUUGAUUCAUACGUCGGUCUUCUGCCGUACCUAAUUCAUCAAUUAAGUUCGGCACAUGAGAAGUACGCCGUCUGAAACGGGCCUUAGUGGUUAUUUUCGGACACCCCACUUAGUGGUGUAUAGCACCCCCCCCUAAAAAAAUCUGCUUGACCAUACAUUUUCGGCUUUUCGAAUAGCGAUUAGUGGAACUUCUACUGUUAGCGCUUGUCGAUUUCUUGAAACGAUUUAAUCGAUUUGUAAGCUCACUAGCAAAUACUCAGAAUGUUUUGGUUAAAUAUGUAAGUAUGCCGAGGUUGUUGUACAGCCAUAUUUUCAACUAUACUGUGCUUUAACAAGCAAAUUUACUGUGCUGUGCUGCAGCAACUGCGCAUGUCAUUCACACAUACGUGAUUAAAAGUUACCUUUACAGUUACUUGAAAAAGUAACGAUUCUACUUGUAAUUUGACGCCUAAAUCAGCAUAUUUCUAUUUUGUUUUCUUACUCGUUUUAUUUUUCCCUCAAGGGGAAGGAUAUCUUGAAAAAUCAGACGAAUUUGAACAUCAGUGUCAAACACAAUAUCGCUGGUGAGUUUAGCUGACCUAUGAAUAUGUUACAAAUUAUGUAAUGCUAGUAUAUAUUCUGAACUCUGAUAACGUUUUGUUUUUAGUAUUCAAGGAACUUUUAGGGAGUCCACUUAAAAGGUCGUCUAAUUUAAAAGCCAAGGUAAGCGUCAAUAUAUCGAUUUAUUUACAGUCGUAAUAAUAUACAUAAAAAUAUUACCCGAAUGUGAUUCGUUGAUCCCAGUGCAGUUAAUCUCAAAUAGCAGUGCAAAAUUUUGCCAACCACCCCUUGAUACUUCAUUAAUUUCUGUAGCCCCCUGGAUGCGGACGUACAACUCGCACUGGAAAAAAUGUGAAAUCCAUACUAUGAAAUUUGCAAUUGCACUACUAAAUCCACAGUAGCCUAUAUCCACACUAUUUCGAUACAAUAUCCAUAGUAUGGAAAUAUACAAUUAUUAUGGAUAAUCAAAAUCCGUUCUAUUUCCAAUAAAGGUCUAUACAAUUUCCAUUCUAUGACGUUCUAUGGAUUUUCAAUUUUUUUUCCAGUGUCGACGAAAGAUCGGUAUCUUGUAAACUCAAGAUAUGACUUAUUUAAAGAAAACAAGACACAAAUUAUGGUGAUGAUAAUUGAUAUUUCGACAACGACCCUGAAAUAGAGUCGAAAUAUCAUCACCAUAAUUUGUGUCUUGUUUUCUUUAAAUAAGUCAUAUCUUGAGUUUACAAGAUUGAAUUAUAUUUCGUUAUUUUCCUUGUAUUUCUUAUAAAGAACCUUAACAUCAAUUUUAGGUAGGCGAUAAUAAUGGCCAUUUUAUCCAGUAAUAGAAAGUUUUGUUUUGUUUUUAGAAAAGUGAAGUUCAGAGAAGUUCAUCGGACAGCUGUGAUAAACGUUUUGGUUUCAUGAAUCGCAACAAUGACCCUUUAUAUUAUUCUGAUUGUAAGUAUUUGAGGUGUUCAAUAUUGAGCGGGGGAGUUAUUAAAGAACUUUGGUCCUGCCUGUUAACAUAAAACGAUUACUCCUCGCCACAUCUAACGACUGUGUGACUAAGGUUUAAAAUAUCUUUUCUAACAUUUUAAUUCUUUCUUUCAGAUUCCGGAAAGAAACUUGGGGUAAGUUCUCGUAUUAUUUGUAACAUUUCUGUUUUUCACAUAUCUUCAAAGUUCCUUACAAAUGACUAAUCACACCCAUAAUAAUUUCUGAAAGACUUUUAAUGGUAGCUAACAGUAAUUGUCCAACCACGAAAGUAUUCAUUUGAUAUGGUAUGAUAUGAAUUAUGCAAACUUGCAUGAAAGUUCGAGCAAAAGAGUUUAAGGAAAGACUGAAUGGUAGCUAACAAUAAUUGUACAAGCACGAAAAUAUUCAUUUGGGCAAACUUGCAUGAAAAUUCGGGCAAAAAAGUUGGGGGGGGGGGAUCAAUAUUACGGGAACCCAAAUUCCCCCACCUCAUCUUUGCCACUGACUAUAAGCGCCAUAAUACGCCUUAUUCUGACUCAAACAUAAAAUCAUACCAGCAGACAAUCUGAAUAAAUAUAUCAAGAAGAACAUACCAUACUUUGUACCAAUAUAUUUUACCUAUCAAAAGUGAGGUGAUGUUUUGGGCAUUGAUGUCUUGCGCGCGCUUCCAUCUGUUGUGGCACCAGUGCAACGGAAUAUUAAUAAUGCUAUAAAUUCUCUCUCUCUUUAGAAUGCGUUUGGAGGUAUUUACGCGACGACACGUAUUAAAAAGACUUUCAUGAAAUUCACAACAUUACCUCGUUCACCCAAGUGAGUAUAUUCGCAUCAUUUUAAUCUCCAACGGUCUUUGCCUGCUUCGCGAUAGUGUUUGUAGAGUUGUUGUAGUUAAUGAAACCCACCUACAUUAGCUACUGUAGUUCGCAGUGUUGUAACGACUAACGACAGUAACGAGUCAUUGACUCGGGCAGGAGUCGAAAUUUUCUGCGACUCGAGUCGAAUAGGAAAAAUUACUCGACUCGAGUCAACAGCCCCAAAUGACUCGACUCGGACUCGACUUGUUGAUUUCUGCCGUAAAUUACUGGAGCCGGUCAACUCAGCUACAACUUGUUCGGGAUAAAUUCAUAAAAAAUAUUCAAAUAUUGUAGUUGAAUAGGUUGAGGAGAGUCCUGAAAGGGCUUUGAAGAAAUAAAAAGUAAUCCUUGUAGGGAAUUUUUUAAGGCCUUUUUGUUCACAUUUUUGUUCACCAUACAAUUCGUGUAGCCAUCGACUCGACUCGAGUGAAGCCAUUGACUCUAUUAUACUGACAAUACUUUGGUUUUAUGAACUGAUGACUUGAUUAGCGAUACGAUAUGUUAGGAAAAACUAGAAUUAGCUGGGAACUCGACUCGGACACAAAACAUGGGACAGUCUUAAUUUAAUCUUAAUUUUAGUGUACUGUUUAAGCUUCAUUUCCUACUGCGUUCAUAUUUCAGAGGCGAAAAAGACGUGAAAGCCUUAUACGGCAUUUCCUAUGACGACUCCAGUCUGGUGAACACGAAGAAACACGCGAUGAGCAAUGGCACGCUACGUGCUUACAGCUCUUCUGAAAAUAUUGCUGAAGAUGAGACGGACCACGUUCAGCCUGAUCAAGUCAUCCGAAUAUAUAAAGCUGAUCAUACUUCAAAAUACUUCGUUAUAUACCAGGUUUGAAUACACCUUA